This is a messenger RNA of Trichoderma citrinoviride, 483 nucleotides long. RefSeq lists its product as hypothetical. The transcript is spliced from 3 exons. The record is from RefSeq and is a predicted model, not a curated record. NCBI's taxonomy places the organism in Eukaryota, Fungi, Ascomycota, Sordariomycetes, Hypocreales, Hypocreaceae. Bases 1 to 483 code for a protein of 160 amino acids.
AUGAUGGCCGCCUCUCUGCCGCCCUUCCCCCGCCUUGUCUUCACGGUCCUCGAGCCCUUGUCGCUCGUAGCAGGCUUCGCCGGCGCUGUCUACGACCCGGCAUGGUUCGUUGCACAGCAGAUUCCUCAGGACAAACCCGUGGCUGCCUCAGAGAAUAGCAUUGUUAUGGCCCAUCAACUGGGAAACAUGUAUCUCGCAAUGUGCUUUGUGGGCUUGGCCCUGUUCCGGACGACGUCUGAGGCCAGAGUCAUCCGAAGCUAUCUCGUUGCCCUCUUGCUUGCUGACGCCGGCCACGUUGGCUUCACAUGGUAUGGCAUGGGUACGGACAGGUUUAUGGACGUCUCUGGAUGGAAUGCCAUGGCUUGGGGAAACCUGGGGGCUACGUUGUUUCUAGCUUUCACCCGUAUUGCGUAUCUCUCAGGCAUGUUUGGCCCGGAUAGGCACGGGCCGGCUGCCAUCACGACCCAGAAGAAGAGCAAAUGA